AUGUCUGGUCAAAUUGAUUCUAAUUUUGAGGAUGAUGUUGAUUUUGUGCCAUCAACUACAAAUGAAGUACAAUCUGUUAGCAAUACAGUAGAUGAAACUCAGAAUCAGAGAAAAAGAACUUCUCGUGCAUGGGAUCAUUUCACACGGGAAAAAAUUGAUGGAAAAAUUAAAGCAGUUUGCAAGUAUUGCGAGCGUAAGCUGGUGGGAGAAAGUUCUAGUGGGACUAGGCAUUUAAAUUCUCACGUGAAAACGUGUCCUGUAAGAAAGGCCCAACUUGCCGCCAAUCCUAGUGCAACUGCAAGCCCUUCGGUUUCUUUUAAUUUUGAUCCUGAUUUAGCAAGGACCAAAUUGGCUCAAAUGAUCGUUAAGCACGAAUAUCCCUUGUCUAUGGUUGAGCAUAGCGGGUUUAUAGAAUAUUCAAGCACUUUAUGUCCCAUGUUUCAAAUGGUUGUCAAGGAAUACAAUUAG
This is a messenger RNA of Cannabis sativa, 468 nucleotides long. Its product is annotated as zinc finger BED domain-containing protein DAYSLEEPER-like. The transcript has a single exon. NCBI's taxonomy places the organism in Eukaryota, Viridiplantae, Streptophyta, Magnoliopsida, Rosales, Cannabaceae. Gene Ontology annotation, molecular function: DNA binding. The coding region runs from base 1 to 468 and encodes 155 amino acids. The record is from RefSeq and is a predicted model, not a curated record.